GCGGAGGAAAGCGGAAGCGCGGCGCCCGCGGUGGGCACUGCGCGUGCGCGAGCCCCGAGGGGGCGGGGUCACGUGGCCCGGGGUCCUGGGCCGGGAUGGCUGCGCGCACAGAGAUCAGCACCCUCAUCUAAGGCCAAAAACCAAACAGAACGAAAGCUUUCUGGGAUUAGCUGAAUACAGUUAUUAAAAGCAAAUAUGGAAAGUGAAUCAGACCAUGAAAAUUUGGACCAGAGCUUCGGUGCCAAGACUGCUGAAGAAGAACUGAAUAAAUCUUUCAAUCUAGAAGCUUCGCUUUCGAAAUUCUCUUACAUAGAUCUGGACAAGGAACUGGAGUUCAAAAAUGACCUGAUUGAUGACAAGGAGUUUGAUAUCCCUCAAGUUGACACACCCCCAACACUAGAGAGCAUACUGAAUGAGACUGAUGAUGAAGAGGAGUCCUUUGUUCUCGAGGAUCCUACAUUGUUGAACAUAGAUACUAUUGAUUCUCACUCCUAUGAUACUUCGUCGGUGGCAAGCUCAGAUAGCGGUGACAGGGCCAACCUAAAAAGGAAGAAGAAAUUACCUGAUUCUUUUUCACUCCAUGGAUCAGUUAUGCGACAUUCACUUUUGAAGGGAAUUUCUGCCCAGAUAGUGUCUGCAGCUGACAAAGUAGAUGCUGGCUUGCCUACAGCAAUUGCCGUGUCCAGUCUGAUAGCAGUGGGUACAUCUCAUGGAUUGGCCUUAAUAUUUGAUCAGAACCAAGCCUUGCGACUGUGUCUGGGGAGCACAAGUGUUGGAGGUCAGUAUGGUGCCAUCUCUGCCCUCAGCAUCAACAAUGACUGCUCGAGACUUCUCUGUGGCUUUGCCAAAGGACAGAUCACGAUGUGGGAUUUGGCCAGUGGAAAGCUUCUAAGAUCAAUAACAGAUGCUCAUCCUCCAGGAACUGCAAUUCUGCAUAUUAAGUUUACAGAUGACCCAACCCUUGCCAUCUGCAACGACAGUGGAGGAUCUGUCUUCGAAUUGACGUUUAAGAGAGUGAUGGGUGUGAGGACAUGUGAGUCCAGGUGUCUGUUCAGUGGUUCCAAGGGCGAGGUGUGCUGCAUCGAGCCUCUCCACUCCAAGCCUGAGCUGAAAGACCAUCCCAUCACACAGUUCUCCUUACUGGCCAUGGCUUCCUUGACCAAGAUACUGGUGAUUGGAUUGAAACCAUCCUUGAAAGUGUGGAUGACUUUCCCCUACGGACGGAUGGACCCUUCCAGCGUCCCCCUGCUCGCCUGGCAUUUUGUGGCCGUGAAUAAUUAUGUGAACCCCAUGCUUGCCUUCUGCAGAGGAGACGUCGUCCACUUUCUGUUGGUUAAGAGAGAUGAAUCGGGAGCAAUACACGUUACUAAGCAAAAGCAUCUCCACCUGUACUACGACCUCAUCAACUUUACUUGGAUAAACUCACGCACACUUGUGCUCUUGGACAGCGUGGAGAAGUUGCACGUGAUUGAUCGGCAAACUCAAGAGGAAUUGGAAACUGUGGAGAUCUCAGAAGUGCAGCUGGUCUACAAUAGCAGCCAUUUCAAGUCACUCGCCACUGGAGGAAAUGUCAGCCAGGCCCUGGCUCUGGUUGGAGAGAAGGCUUGUUAUCAAUCCAUCAGCAGCUAUGGUGGCCAGAUCUUUUAUUUGGGGACAAAAUCUGUGUACGUGAUGGUGCUCAGGAGCUGGAGAGAGAGAGUGGAUCAUCUCCUGAAGCAAGAUUGUUUCACGGAAGCGCUGGCUCUCGCCUGGUCUUUCCAUGAAGGGAAAGCGAAGGCAGUCGUAGGAUUAUCCGGGGAUGCCGGCAAGCGGAGGGCUGUGGUUGCCGAUCGGAUGGUAGAAAUCUUAUUCCACUAUGCGGACCGAGCUCUGAAGAAGUGCCCAGACCAGGGCAAGAUCCAGGUGAUGGAGCAGCACUUCCAGGACAUGGUGCCCGCCAUCGUGGAUUACUGCCUUCUUCUACAGCGAAAGGACCUUUUAUUUAGUCAGAUGUAUGACAAAUUAAGUGAGAAUUCCGUGGCCAAAGGAGUGUUUUUGGAGUGCCUGGAGCCAUAUAUUUUGAGCGACAAAUUGGUAGGAAUCACCCCGCAGGUAAUGAAAGAUCUGAUCGUCCAUUUCCAAGAUAAGAAGUUGAUGGAAAACGUGGAGGCCCUCAUUGUGCACAUGGACAUCACCAGCCUGGAUAUCCAGCAGGUGGUUCUAAUGUGUUGGGAAAACCAUCUAUAUGAUGCUAUGAUCUACGUCUAUAAUAGAGGCAUGAAUGAAUUUAUUAGUCCAAUGGAGAAACUUUUCAGAGUCAUUGCACCUCCUCUGAAUGCGGGAAAGACAUUAACAGAUGAGCAAGUUGUUAUGGGCAACAAACUUCUUGUCUAUAUCAGCUGCUGCCUAGCAGGCCGUGCCUAUCCUCUCGGUGACAUCCCAGAAGAUCUUGUCCCCUUGGUUAAAAACCAGGUUUUUGAAUUUCUAAUUCGCUUGCAUUCAGCAGAAGCCUCUCCCGAAGAAGAAAUCUAUCCCUAUGUUCGAACCUUGCUACAUUUUGAUACAAGAGAAUUUCUAAAUGUUUUGGCACUGACUUUUGAAGAUUUCAAAAAUGACAAGCAAGCUGUAGAAUAUCAACAACGCAUUGUGGAUAUUUUGUUGAAGGUUAUGGUGGAGAAUUCAGAUUUCACUCCUUCACAAGUAGGAUGUCUCUUUACGUUUCUUGCCCGGCAGCUUGCAAAGCCUGACAAUACCUUGUUUGUAAACAGAACCCUUUUUGAUCAGGUUCUUGAAUUCCUCUGCAGUCCUGAUGACGACUCUCGGCACUCUGAAAGGCAGCAGGUCCUUUUAGAAUUGCUGCAUGCUGGAGGCAUAGUUCAAUUUGAAGAGAACCGACUCAUUCGCAUGGCAGAAAAAGCAGAGUUCUAUCAGAUUUGUGAAUUUAUGUAUGAACGAGAACACCAAUAUGACAAAAUUAUUGAUUGUUACUUACGUGACCCACUGAGAGAGGAAGAAGUCUUUAACUACAUUCACAAUAUCUUAUCCAUUCCUGGACACAGUGCAGAGGAGAAGCAGGCUGUGUGGCAGAAAGCCAUGGAUCACAUUGAGGAACUCGUGUCCCUGAAGCCUUGUAAAGCUGCAGAGCUGGUUGCUACCCACUUUUCUGGAGAGAUUGAAGUGGUCAUUAAAAAGCUUCAGAACCAGGUUUUGCUUUUCAAGUUUUUGAGAAGUCUUCUGGACCCAAGGGAAGGUAUUCACAUAAAUCAAGAAUCACUGCAGAUAUCUCCCUGCAUUACAGAGCAGUUCAUUGAGCUGCUGUGUCAGUUUAACCCCAGCCAAGUUAUCGACACUCUGCAAGUCCUGGAGGGCUACCGGCUCGAAGAGACGAUUCAGAUUACUCAGAAGCAUGAACUUCAUGAAGUCACUGCCUAUCUAUUAGAAAAGAAAGGAGAUGUCCAUGGUGCCUUCUUAAUAAUGCUAAAGAAAUUGCAAAGCAAACUUCUGGAGAUAACACAUCAAGAGGAAAAUACCAAAGUGGACCCUUCACUGAAGGACGUUGAAGAGACCAUGGUGGAGACAAUCGGCCUUUGCCAGAGAAAUUCCCAUCAUUUGAACCAGCAGCAGCGAGAGGCACUCUGGUUCCCGCUGUUGGAGGCGAUGAUGGCCCCGCAGAAGCUGUCCAGUUCGGCGGCCCCUCAUCCACACUCUGAAGCCCUGAAGUCUUUGACGAUGCAAGUUCUCAACAGCAUGGCCACUUUCAUUGCCCUUCCGUCCAUCUUGCAGAGAAUCCUACAGGAUCCGGUUUAUGGAAAAGGAAAACUUGGAGAAAUCCAAGGACUUAUUCUGGGAAUGUUGGAUACCUUUAACUACGAACAGACCCUGUUGGAAACCACUACUAGCCUUCUAAACCAAGAUCUCCACUGGUCACUGUGUAACCUCCGAGCUUCGGUCACCCGAGGACUGAACCCGAAGCAGGAUUAUUGUUCUAUAUGCUUGCAGCAGUACAAGAGACGCCAAGAAAUGGCUGAUGAAAUCAUUGUCUUUAGCUGUGGCCAUUUGUAUCACUCCUUCUGCCUGCAGAACAAAGAGUGCAUGGUCGAGACGGAGGGGCAGACAAGGUGGACGUGUUACAAAUGCAGCUCAAGUAACAAAGUGGGGAAAUUAAACGAAACGUCCUCGGAGAUUAAGAAGGGAAGAAUAACUCCAUCAGAGGUAAAAACGUCUCCGUCCUUCCAUCCAUCUAAAAGGGACCCUGCUGCUGAGAAGACGCCUUCUGAACCAGUCCUGGACCCGCAGCAAAUCCAAGCCUUCGAUCAGCUUUGCCGGCUCUACCGUGGGAGCUCCCGGCUGGCGCUCCUCACCGAGCUCGCGCAGAACCGUGGCGGCGAGGGCUGCAGGCCCUUCAGCGGCUCCCCGAGCAACGCCUUCAACAGCAUCUUCCAGAACGAGAACUUCCAGCUUCAGCUCGUGCCCCCGCCCGUGACUGAGGACUAAGAGCCCAGCCAGCAGCUCCCCAGGUCCACAGCAGAGGGCCAGGGGGCCUGGCCCCACCCCUGCUGCCCUAGCCCGCUCCCUGCUGCCUGCACCUCCAUCAGCUUUUCAGAAGAGACGAUUGUUUGGGUCUGUUGGGACCUUUUCUGUUUCCCCGGAAGCCCAGCGAGUAAACGGAGUCACAGACUGGCACACAGACACCUCCAGUGGGGCAGCAUGAGGCCCCUCGACCUCUGCGCGCUGAGUGGAGGGGGGGGCGGGACAGGGAGGGGAUGCUGGGGGGCCCCCCGACUCUGGCCCAGACUGUGAAUCCCGCCCAGCGUGGGACUGCCCUUCCUGAGAAUAAACGCCUCUGUCACAGG
Sorex araneus (European shrew) is the source of this 4832-nucleotide messenger RNA. It is a transcript of the gene VPS8, whose product is annotated as VPS8 subunit of CORVET complex. The transcript is spliced from 47 exons. Lineage: Eukaryota; Metazoa; Chordata; Mammalia; Eulipotyphla; Soricidae. The record is from RefSeq and is a predicted model, not a curated record. Gene Ontology annotation, cellular component: late endosome; HOPS complex; early endosome. Gene Ontology annotation, biological process: endosomal vesicle fusion; protein targeting to vacuole. Bases 196 to 4473 code for a protein of 1425 amino acids. Gene Ontology annotation, molecular function: protein binding.